Molecule: messenger RNA, 3241 nt
Organism: Talpa occidentalis (Iberian mole)
Lineage: Eukaryota; Metazoa; Chordata; Mammalia; Eulipotyphla; Talpidae
Exons: 5
Coding region: 1-1017 (338 amino acids)
Source: RefSeq, a predicted model, not a curated record
AUGGCGGCGCCGUCUCCUGCAGCUCAGGUCGUGCUCAGCUUCCCCGGCUGUGACAUGACACACUCCGGCUUCCUGCUCCCCCUCUGCGCGGGCCUCCCGCUGCCCUAUGACUCUCCAGGCUGUGUCCCCGCCCUGGCCCGGCUGAGCCCCCCCUCCGCCGGGGCUCCUUCCCUCCCGCCAGUGUCUCCCCUCGGCCGCACCGCCCCUCCGCGCCACGAGGAGGCGCGCGCCGCUGCUCCGCCCCUGGUUCCCCCGCGAGCCUCUCCUUCCUCAGCCUUGCCCCGCCCCCUGCGUGUGGACGUCCCGUCCCUGCGCGCUGACGCGAGCGUGGUGGCUGGAGCAAAAGUGGCGGAGCCACUGACGCCAGGAGCGCCCACCCCGGCGGAGCGGGCCCGCGUGCCGAAGAAGGAGAAGCCCCGGGGGCAAAGCACAGGCGGGGGGAGCGCGCGCCGCCUGGUGCGGGGCUCGCCUUGGCACUUGCUUCUCCGGACUUGGGGUGAAGUCCUGGCCUGUGAGAACCCGGUUUCUUCAGGAACCACCCCAGAGCAAGGGAAAGAAGUUGAAUUUCUCUGGAGAGGAGAAAGGAAUCAGCAUUUAUUGAGCACCUGCUGGAGCAACAAGUUCAUCACUUUAGGUAGAUUCCUAGGAGUGGAAUGCUGGAUCAUAUGUAGAUCUGUUUUCAGUGUUCUGUGGAACCUCCACACAGCUGCCCAUAGUGGCUGGACCAGUUUGCACUCCCACCAGCGGUGUCAGAGGCUCCUUUCUCUCCGCUGCUUCUCCAGCAUUUGUUGUUCCCAGUUUUUCUUUUUUAACGUGGAGCAUUCUCACUGGAGUGAGGUGGUCGCUCAUUGUGGUUUUGAUUUGCAUUUCCCUGAUACUAGUGAUGGUGAAUGUUUUUUCUAUGCCUGUUGGCCAUUUGUAUUUCUUCUUUGGAGAAGUGUCUUUCUACCUCUGCCCAUUUUUUGGACUGGGUUGCUUGUUUUUGUUGAGUCGUGUAAGCUCUUUGUAGAUCUUUGAUAUCAGUCCCUUAGCUGUCAUGCGGUGUGCUGAUAUUUCCCCCCAUUCGGCAGGUGUCUCUGUGUUGACCGCCUGUGGCUGUAGCCCCAACUGUCUACAUUCUCUCUGGUUUCCUUGCUUCUGGAGAAGAAGCCUCAAAGACGUUUCUGAGGAUCAUGUCAUUGAGUGUUGGCCUGUGUUCACUUCUGUAUAUUCUGUGGGGCCAGGUUUCACAUGAAGUCUUUCAUCCACUUGACUUGGUUUGUGUAUGGUGUGAGGUAGUGGUCUAGUUUCAUUCUUUUGCAUGUUGCAGUCCAGGUUCCCCCGCACCAUUUAUGGAAGAGGCUAUUCUUGUUCCAAUGUAUAUUCUUUGCUCCUGUGUCAUUGGUUAGUUCGCCAUUGGUCUCUGUGUCUGUUUUUGUUCCAAUACUGUUUUCAUUAUAUAUCUUUGUAGUAUUCUUUGAUGUCUCAGAGUGUAAUACCUCGUGGGUCUGCUGCUCCUAAUGUUACAGGGCAGGGAGAGGGGCAGCCCAGAACCCCACAAACCUGCGUAUUCUAUAUAGGGUUCUGCCAUCCGCCACAUUAACACAAAAAUGAGACUUUAAUGGGAAGGAACUUUAAUAAAAUUAGGAAACAAUACAGGAAAGGCAAAGAAUCUAAAAGUUUCUAAAUCAAGUACCCAAAGUUACCGGUCCCCUCGUGGGUAAAACUCCAUCCAAAUGGGAUUGGCCCAGAGCAAGGCCCCAAAGCAUGCCACAAGUCUAAAGCUUCUUCCAGUGGGGAUCCAUAGAAAAGGGUCAGAAACAACCAGAACCACUGAUACCAUCAAGCCUAAACUGAAGCCUUAAACAGGAGAAAAACAACUCAGCUCCACCCAAAACAAUUUUGUUCCACCUAAACCUGUCCCCCCUGCCAACCCAAUUUUCCUGCCUAACCUCUCCUCACCCUAUAAAAGGGACAUCUCUCCUCACAACGGGUGUGGCUUCACGGACCCCCACGUUAGGUCUGUGAGGUCUGCCCGGGGCGCAAUAAAUUUUUCCUUUCUUUGAGAAAUUUAGCCUGGCUCUCCUUUUCUUUACCGCGCCGAACCUUUCACACCCCAUGGCAGGAAGGACCCCGUUCGUCUAACUCAACCACGGGCUAGCUAGAACACAUCUCGGCACAUACCAGAGGUUUCAUGAGCCCAUUGUUGUUUUGAAGGGUUGAGUGGAUGAAAGAUGGUCUUUAAUACAAUCAAUUAUUCCGUUUUAUUUUCUUAAAGAUUUAUUUAUCUAUGGUUCUGGUGUCAGGGUCAUCUUGUCUUUUUCUAUGUGGGCUUCCUCAUUCCUGGCCCCUGCAUCGACCUUUCAGGGGGUAAAUUCUAGAAGCUUCUUUAGAGGAGCUGGAAUGUCAAAGCCCAGUGGCCACAGCUCCAUGAGAACAUAGAAAACCAGGGAAGAGCCUGAUCGCAGCAGCUCAAAUCACAGCCUCAGAGCGUCCUUCCCCUGCGGGAUGUGAAAAUCAUCCUCUUUGGGGAGAAGGCUCAGCCAUCCCAGCUGUCCCCUGCAAUAUAUAGCACAUAGUAGGCUGGUUAUAAAAGUGUCUUGAGCGAUGGGGACAGUUGUGACCAGAUCUUUGAGAACAAACUUGUCCAUUCUUUCAUUCAUUCAUUCAACAACCCAAGAGUGGGCAGGUUUUAUGCCAGGGGCUCACAAAAAGUGGCUUAUCUAAAGCGAUACUGGAAACAGCAAACCGCUUAUAAUUUACACAGUGGAUUAUAUUUAAAAGCAUAGCUUCUUGUCAUUUAAAAAAAAUGUCACCCACAGCUCACUUUUCAAGUGUUUAUAAUUCCAAUUAGUGUGUAACAGCCAUUCUCUGUUUGUGUGCAUUUCUGUAAUAUCCUUCUUGUUACUCCACCUCACAACAUAAAAGCCAGGGCCUGACAAUUACAUCCCCCUACCACCCCACAUAUACCUCCAUGUCACCCCGCAUCACCCCUGCUUCCCCCAGCCCGGGAGCCAGCUGGGGGGAGGGAGGGAGGUCCCUGCAGACUGUUCCAAGCAGCUCUCGGCCAUUUUGUCAACGGAACCGACGUGCCCGGAACAGCCGUUUCAAGCAAAAGCGGCUGUUUCUCGCGGAUCCGCGAGGCCGGGUGCCCCUCCGCCAACGUGACCCGCGACCCUCGAUGGGCCCAGCCUUGGCCGAGUUUUCUUGGUCGCCUGGGGAUGUUUUUCAUGGCAGGUGAAAAAACCUGCUCGCGCAUGCG